AGACCGAAACUUUGCUAUGGAGAGUUCAGAAAUGGAUAAACUUGACCACUCAGCUGAAGAAAAGGAUUCUAUAGUAUUGCUACAACAUGAUUGUUCUAACAUCAAAUUGGAAGAUACCUUUCUAUCAGGAACAGUGGAAAACCAAACCAAUACAAUGUCUUCGUUGUUAUCGGUAAAGGAAGAAAUCGAAGAACACUCCGCUCGUGGUCAAGGAAAAACAAUUAUAAAGUACCACAAUUGCGAUCGUUGCGGAAUGAAGUUUCCCUUGAGAACGAUGCUGAACAGACACAGAUUAUCCCAUAAUAACGUGAAACAUCCUAUCCCAAAGAUCAAAUGUUCAAAAGAAAAAUAUGGAUAUUCCCAAACAUCGGAUUUACAGAAAUACAGUAAAUCCGUAUUCGGGCAGAUUGAAAAACGCGAGUAUACUUGUAAUCUCUGUAAUUUUGCAUGCGAAAAAAGCAUUACAUUGACCGUACACUUGAAAAGAAAACACAGAAUAAAUGAGGUCAAGUCUGUUUCGAAUAAUCGCAAAUGUUCUUCCAACGAAAAUAAUUCAAGCAAACGAAGAUCUACGAAAAAGAGCAAGAAAGUUUAUCACUUUUGCGACAUUUGUGAUUUCGAAUGUACGAAGGGUGAUGUUCUGGCAGCACACGUAGCACAGUGUCAUCGAAAAUCAGAGAAGAGAAUCGAAAAUUCAUCGAGCAGAUCAAACAAGUGGAACUAUGAAGUCGCAGAAGCUAAAGAAGAAAAGUACGAUGGCGAAGUACAAAAAAACGUCUCGAUGUUUUCUUGUUCGUGUUGUACGUUCCGUUGUAAAAAGAGAUCAACUAUGACGAGCCACGUUAACAAGAAGCACAGUAACAAAGCUACUCUCGAAGAACGUUGUGAUCUUUGCGACUUCAAAUGCGCGAAGAAGAGUACACUUUAUUCGCACAAACGUCAACACAAAAUCGAAGCAUUGAACCAGGUUUAUGCUUGCAACGAGUGUGAUUUCAAGACGAUCAAGAGAACAUCUCUUUAUUCUCACAUCAAGAGAAAGCACAAAACAAUGAGAUCUUGUACCGGUAACGACCAACCCGAAUUGUUCUAUUGCAAUCAAUGCGAUUACAAAAAUAAAAACAAGUAUGAACUGAAGGUUCACGUAGCCAGGAAGCAUACCGACGACUUUAAAUUCUCUUGUGAAACCUGUGGAAAAAAGUUCAAGGUCAAAGGUGAUUUGACGAAUCACAUAAGGUUCAGUCAUCGAGAACAGCCGGUCAUUUGCGACGUCUGUGGGAAAACUUGUUUAAAUAGCAAUUCUCUUUACGUGCAUCAAAAGUUUGCUCAUUACAAGGCACAAUACGAAUGUCAAGUAUGCAAAAGACGAAUGGUGAGCCAGGAGAAUUUAAAUGAACAUAUGAUCAGGCAACACGAGAGAAAAGAGAACGUUGUUUGUGAAGAAUGUGGCAAAACAUUUUCUAGAAACAGCAGAUUGAAGGUUCACAUGAGGAUUCAUACUGGAGAUAAACCUUAUACUUGUACCAUCUGCAGCAAAGCUUUUGCACGUAGAACUGCACUGAAGCAACAUCUUCUCAUACACACCGGCAUGAGACCAUACGUAUGUGAUAUUUGUGGAAAGGCUUUCACUCAGAAACCUGGACUGAUCAGCCAUCGAAAAUCUCAUCCUGGAUCUCAUCCACCUCUACCAAGAGUUCUCAUCGAUCACAUAUUAAACGACGUUAUGAACAACUGA
This is a messenger RNA of Vespula vulgaris, 1732 nucleotides long. RefSeq names its product zinc finger protein 665-like. Gene Ontology annotation, cellular component: nucleus. The record is from RefSeq and is a predicted model, not a curated record. NCBI's taxonomy places the organism in Eukaryota, Metazoa, Arthropoda, Insecta, Hymenoptera, Vespidae. Gene Ontology annotation, molecular function: RNA polymerase II transcription regulatory region sequence-specific DNA binding; DNA-binding transcription factor activity, RNA polymerase II-specific. The transcript has a single exon. Gene Ontology annotation, biological process: regulation of transcription by RNA polymerase II. Bases 17 to 1732 code for a protein of 571 amino acids.